Messenger RNA from Ctenopharyngodon idella (grass carp), 1141 nucleotides. It is a transcript of the gene bod1, whose product is annotated as biorientation of chromosomes in cell division 1. The transcript is spliced from 4 exons. The record is from RefSeq and is a predicted model, not a curated record. Bases 220 to 684 code for a protein of 154 amino acids. Lineage: Eukaryota; Metazoa; Chordata; Actinopteri; Cypriniformes; Xenocyprididae.
UAGGUGGCGGUAUGUCUGUUGUUAAUCAUCUACACGCAGCAAUACAGAAGAAGACGAGGAAGCGCUUUAUUUACACUUUUGUUGUCAUCUAAGAACUUAGGUUGCUGGGUUGUUUUAUUUAUUAUUUAAAGCAUUAUAUAUUUCACUUUAAUCCGCGGUAAGUUUGAGAGAGCGGUUUGUGUUCUGCUGGUGAGGGCAGUUGAUAGCAGAUAAUAAUUAAUGGCAGAGGGCAGCAGUAAUCUGGGCAGUGCUCCUCCAGGAGACCCGCAGCUCAUCGCGCUUAUAGUGGAGCAUCUGAAGAACAGAGGCCUGUUUGAUGAGUUCAGGCGAGACUGUCUGGCAGACGUGGACACGAAGCCAGCUUAUCAAAAUCUGCGUCAGAAGGUGGACAACUUUGUGUCCACUCAUCUCAGUACUCAAGAAUGGAAUCCAUCCAUCAACAAGAACCAAGUGAGGAAUGUCUUGAGACAAAGCGUAGUUCAGUCAGGGAUGUUGGAAUCAGGGGUAGACCGAAUCAUUACUCAGGUGGUGGACCCUAAGCUAAACCAUAUCUUCAGGCCACACAUCGAGGACGCCAUUCAUGAUUUCCUAGCUGCAGAGAAGAAAGAAGAGGGCGCAUCAAAUUCAGCCCUCGAGGCUGAACAACAGGAAAUGACUAGCAACACUGCAGCCAAAACACAAUGAGGUACAAGAAUACAUUUUUGCUAUUUCACAUGGAGAUCACCAAAUGUUGUCCUUCCGUGACUGGCUACAAUGGAUGAACAUUUGCUAAGCACUGGAAUUUGUGGAAUUUGCUCUAAUUUAAAUGGUUUGAGUGGGUUGUUUUGCACAAAAUAUGUGUGUGUUUAGCAUGUUACAUAAAAGCAAGUUGUUCAGCCCAUGCUGUCUGGUUUAGUUUACUGAAAUUACCUCUUCAGCACUAAAGAACAACUGAAACUGAUUUGUCCAAAUUAAGAUAAAUGUUUCUCAAAAAAACAUGGAUAAAAAAGUACAUCAAUUUUUGUUUGGACUGAAGCCAGACACAAAUGAUCCUUUUUACACAGCUGGAUUUGUGAAAUGCUUCUCUUUUUUUUUUUUUCUUGCAAUAUUCUAAUGGGACUCAUAGCAACGUUUGUACAAUAAAUGUAACUUUUUAAGAAAA